Molecule: messenger RNA, 858 nt
Organism: Emiliania huxleyi CCMP1516
Lineage: Eukaryota; Haptophyta; Isochrysidales; Noelaerhabdaceae
Exons: 1
Coding region: 1-858 (285 amino acids)
Source: RefSeq, a predicted model, not a curated record
AUGGCGCACUUGCUUAGCGGCGCCUGCCCGGGGAAUAGGGAGCAGGCCAGAUGGUUCCUCAGAGUAGCGCGAGCGCAGACGGGGACGGCGAUCAGCAAAGUAGCGCAGGCGGCACCCGACUCCAAGGAUACGCUGAAGACGCUGAGAAUAGCGCAUGUCGCUGCGCUGAAGGGCUCACGCUAUAGGGUGCUGGAUGAGGACGGGUACGAUGCACUAGCACCAGCCGUCGGGGGGGUGUUGCCGGCGCUGGUAGAUGACCUCUCGGAGAAGAGUCGGAGGGACCUUGGCGCCGGGGUCACGAGGAACUUGCAAGUCGUGGCCGAGGCGGCGACGGGAGCGGUGCAGAGGUGGAUCCAGCUCAAUGAUGAGGCUACGGCGCGCAUAAUGAAGAGAGAGGAACACAUCGAGUGGCUGAGGAAGCUCGUCGCUGGGUGGAAGGAGGCCCGGCCAGCCUUGAGGGAGUCGCGGAGGAGGAGGGAUAAUGGAGGUAACGUGGGAACAGGCCAACAGCCAGUGGGACGAACGAGGGCCGCGACGGCGGCUCAAGCGGGAGGGAGCGGAGACGGUGGGCAGAGAGCGAAGUGGGUGAGACUGAUGAUGCUCCUUCGACUUAGGGAGCGGUUCAGAUGCUGGGCGGGCUUCAGGCUGGUGCUCACGCGAACAGGAAUCGACGCGAUGUGCAAAGCAUACAAGAUAGGGUGCCCACAGGGCCCAAAAAAAGAAAGGAAAAAAGAAAUGGGCCACCCCCGAUCGCAGCACUUCGUGUUGGCCAGUCGAGAAAUUGAGAGUGUGACUAGGAGGGUGGGACGCUGGGGAUUCUCAAAGGUAUACCCUUGGAAUGGCCGGAUCCAGCCUUAA